This is a messenger RNA of Scomber scombrus (Atlantic mackerel), 477 nucleotides long. RefSeq names its product PHD finger protein 5A (gene phf5a). Lineage: Eukaryota; Metazoa; Chordata; Actinopteri; Scombriformes; Scombridae. Gene Ontology annotation, biological process: mRNA splicing, via spliceosome. The transcript is spliced from 4 exons. The record is from RefSeq and is a predicted model, not a curated record. Bases 42 to 374 code for a protein of 110 amino acids. Gene Ontology annotation, cellular component: U12-type spliceosomal complex; catalytic step 2 spliceosome; U2 snRNP.
GUAAAAGUUGAAGCUAAGCGUCCGCCUCACGUUAGCCGACAAUGGCUAAGCAUCAUCCAGAUUUGAUUUUCUGCAGAAAACAAGCAGGCGUCGCUAUUGGCAGACUCUGUGAGAAAUGCGAUGGAAAGUGCGUCAUCUGCGAUUCCUACGUGAGGCCGUGCACGCUGGUCCGCAUCUGUGACGAGUGUAACUACGGCUCCUAUCAGGGACGCUGCGUCAUCUGCGGAGGGCCCGGCGUAUCAGAUGCCUACUACUGUAAAGAGUGCACCAUCCAGGAGAAAGAUCGAGAUGGCUGUCCUAAGAUUGUGAAUUUGGGCAGCUCAAAAACAGAUCUGUUCUAUGAAAGGAAGAAGUACGGCUUCAAGAAGAGGUGAAGACUCUGCGGCCCCCGGUCCUUGUUUUAGUCUCAGCUUUUGCAGGUUUUCUUUAAAGCUUCAAGAAACAUUUUGUGAUAUGUCAAUAAAACGUUCUUUUAUA